AUGAAUUGCACUCAUCAUAUUCAAUGUCCAAUAAAUUUCAUAUGUAUAGCUCCUCACAAGUGUUAAUAUUAAAGGAAACUCUGUGUUUAAUGCAUUAACGAACAUAGAGUAGAUAUCUAGCAUAUAGUUGAGAUAAAUAAAUUUCGAGAAAUGGUUAUUUAGAAAAUAAAAGACUAUUAGUUUGAUAAGGCUUCAGAAUUAACCAAAUAGAGAAAUAAUUUUAUAUCUGUUCUCUCUCAAAUCGAAGGGAUUCUGAAGAAAAUUUGGAAAUAAUUAACAGAAUCUAUCUAAUAAUUAUACGAUAUGUUUGAGAUAUAAAAUAAAUCAUAUUUGAAUAUUAUUAACGAAAAUACAAAUCUAAUAGAACAGCAUCGUACUUAAUUAGAUGAAUUAGUACUAAUUUUUAAAGGUCAAAAAUUUUAAGAUUGGAAUGCUUAUUAAAAUUCUUUUUUGAUCAAGUUGGAAAACGUGAAGAAUUGGUGGGGCCAUGAAGUUGAGGAUUUUAAUGAAAGGUUGAAGAAAUAAAUCAAAGUGUUUUUUCCAUUUAAUUAGUAAGAGUUUAAAUAAUUGUCAAUGCUUCAACCUAUUGAAUAAAAAGAAGAUUUGUGUGAGAUAUUAGCCUCCAUAAAAUAUAUUGAUGUGUAAAUAUUCAGAUUAAUCAUUUAAAUGUUGAAAUAAGAAAAAAUUACAGAUUUUAUAAGAUUUCUUACAAUAGAUGAAAAUCAAAAAUAUUUUGAAAAAUAUAUUUAUUAAGAAAAAUCCCAUGUAUCGCCUUUUGAUAAGAAUAAAAAGUUAAAAGAUGGAAAAGUUUCCUUUUAGUUAGUAACAAAAAUUAUAAAGUAAAUUAAUGAAGAUGACUUUAAUCAAAAUGACUAUUCAUCUGAAAUUUACAAUGAAACAAAAAAAGCUCUAAUGAAUAAAAUAUCAAAUGAAGAAAAAAUUUUAGAAUUUUUAAUAUUUCUAAUUUACCUCUCCACUUUAGAUAAGAAAUUCAUGUAAAGUGGAGAAAAUUCACUUAAUUUAUUAAUUGAAAUGAAAGUUGAUCUUAAGUAAUUAGGUCAAAAAAAUAUUCAAACUGAAAGUAUGUCUAUUAUAUAAAAUUUGGUUGAAUAAUAGAAUCAAUUAGAAUUAGAUUAAAUAUAUAUAAGUGAAGUUAACUUUUUAAGAAAAUAAAUAUUGAAUUAUUAUUUGAUAGAUGAUAGUACGCAGUAUUUACUGAAGUUGUAGGGUCACAGUGAAGAGGUCAGAUAAACAUGCUUCUCUUCUGAUGGUACUACAAUAGCAUCGUGUAGUGAUGAUUAGACUAUUCGGUUAUGGGAUGUCUAGACAGGAAAACAAAAAUCUUAAAUAGAGGGUAAUUGUGGUUAGAUUAAAUCAGUAUGCUUCUCUCCAAAUGAUACUAUUUUAGCAUCUGGUAGUGAUGAUUAAACUAUUCGUUUAUGGGAUGUUAAGACAGGAAAACAAAAAUAGAUAUUUAAAGGUCAUACAGAUUAGGUUAGAUCAGUAUGUUACUCUCCUGAUGGAAAUACAUUAGCAUCUGGUAGUGCAGAUAAAUCUAUCUUUUUAUGGGAUGUUAAUAAAAAAAAAUUAAUAUCUAAAUUAGGUGGUCAUAAUGGACCUGUAAAUUCAGUAUGCUUCUCUCCUGAUGGUAAUAUAUUGGCAUCUAGUAGCGCAGAUAAAUCAAUUGUUUUAUGGGAAUUUAAGAUAGGGCAACAAAAGUAUAAAUUAAAUGGUCAUCAGAAAAGUGUCUUUUAAGUAUGCUUCUCUCCUGAUGGUAUGACAUUAGCAUCUGGUAGUGCAGAUAAAUCCAUUAUUUUAUGGGAUGUAAGGACAGGAAAAGAAAAAUCUAUAUUAAUAGGUCAUUGUGAUGUAGUUAGAUCAGUAUGUUUCUCUCCCGAUGGUCUGGCGUUAGCAUCUGGUAGUUAUGAUUAGGUAAUUUAUAUUUGGGAUGCAAAGACAGGAAAGUGUAAAUCGAUAUUUAGAUAACAUUAUAGGGAAGUUCUAACAGUAUGCUUUUCACCUGAUAGUACUAUAUUAGCAUCCUGUAGUGGAGAUAAGUUUAUCCAUUUAUGGAAUGCUCUAUAUCCAUAAGAUUAAAGUUCCUUCUAUCUAUUUUGA
Messenger RNA from Paramecium pentaurelia, 2118 nucleotides. NCBI's taxonomy places the organism in Eukaryota, Ciliophora, Oligohymenophorea, Peniculida, Parameciidae. The record is from the annotation of a GenBank genome assembly.